UCGUCCACUCACACCUCGACCAUUGCCAUACAAACACCUUCGCAUCUCUUCGUCGCACCUCCCUUCAACCGCCCAUCAUGAACGUUGACGAUGUCGAGGACCGCGAUGGUAUCCGUCUCUCAUGGAACAUCUGGCCCUCGAACCGCGCAGAGGCAACUCGCACCGUGGUACCAGUAGCCGCCCUCUACACCCCGCUCAAGGAGAGAGAGGACCUACCCCCUGUCCUCUAUGAGCCAGUCACCUGCAAGGCACCCUGCCGAGCUGUACUCAACCCCUAUUGUCAAAUCGAUGUACGGGCCAAGCUCUGGAUCUGCCCAUUCUGCAUGUCUCGCAAUGCUUUCCCACCUCACUACCGAGACAUCUCCAACACCAACCUCCCUGCUGAGCUCCUUCCCAAGUAUACCACCAUCGAGUACACCCUCUCGCGUACCUCGCCUACCCCACCCAUCUUCCUCUACGUAGUAGACACCUGCCUCGAUGAAGACGACCUCAAGGGACUUCGAGAAGCCCUCGUGGUCAGUCUCAGUCUCCUGCCACCCAAUGCCCUCGUAGGUCUCAUCACUUUUGGUACCAUGACUCAGGUCCACGAGCUCGGCUACGAGGCCUGCCCCAAGUCAUACGUAUUCCGAGGAACAAAGGAGUACGCUCCCAAGGCCAUUCAGGACAUGCUCGGUCUCACUGCUGGAACAGCUCCUCGACCUGGCAUGCCACCUCAGGCUGGUGGGCCAUCCCAGCCUCCCCAAGGGGCUGCUGGCGCCAGAUUCGGCGCAGCUCGAUUCCUGCUUCCCGUCAGUCAGUGCGAGUUCCAGUUGACCAGCAUCCUAGAGCAGCUGCAAAAGGACGCCUGGCCAGUAGCAAACGACAAGCGAGCUCAGCGUUGCACGGGGACAGCCGUAGGCGUAGCUGUCGGUCUCCUCGAGACCACUUUCCCAAACACUGGAGCUCGUGUCAUGCUCUUCUCGGGUGGAGCCUGCACGGAAGGACCAGGAAACGUCGUCUCCACCGAGCUCCGUGACCGUAUCCGAUCUCACCACGACAUUGACAAGGACAAUGUCAAGUACUACAAGCGAGCCCUGAAGUUCUACGAUGCCCUUGCUCGUCGCUCCGCUCAGAACGGACACGCCAUUGACAUCUUCAUUGGAGCUUUGGACCAAGUGGGACUGUUGGAGAUGAAGGCACUGGCUAAUGCGACAAACGGAAACAUGAUCUUGGCCGAUAGCUUCCAGAUGGGUAUCUUCAAGCAGAGUCUGCAGAAGAUCUUUGCCAAGGACGAAAAGGGAGAUCUGUUGAUGGGAUUCAACGCGACGUUGGAUGUUCAGACGACAAAAGAGCUCAAGGUCUCUGGCCUCAUCGGACACGCUGUUUCAGCCAACAAAAAGUCUGGCUGCGUUUCCGAGACCGAGAUCGGUAUCGGAGGAACCUCGGCGUGGAAGCUGUGCUCCAUCACUCCGCAAACCUCUCUGGGUACUUACUUCGAGGUGGUGACACCGGCUGGAACAGUUCUGCAACCAGGGGCUCGAGGUCUGAUCCAGUACGUCACGCACUACCAGCACUCCAGCGGUACCUACCGCUUGCGCGUUACUACAAUGGCCCGCAACUUCGCUUCUGAAGCAAGCGGUGGUACACAGCUCCUUGCUGGAUCCUUUGAUCAGGAAGCAUCGGCAGUACUCAUGGCUCGUAUCGCCGUCUUCAAGGCGGAGAUCGACGAUUCGCCGGAUGUGCUACGAUGGCUGGAUCGGAUGCUUAUUCGCCUUUGCCAGCGCUUUGCCGAUUAUCGCAAGGACGACGCAACGAGCUUCAGAUUACAGGACAACUUCUCCAUUUACCCUCAGUUCAUGUUCCACCUGCGCCGAAGUCAAUUCUUGCAGGUGUUCAACAAUUCGCCAGACGAGACGGCUUACUACCGCCAUGUCAUGAAUGUGGAGGAUGUGAACAACUCCCUGAUUAUGAUUCAGCCAACUCUGAUGUCGUAUGGUCUAGAGUCAGCGCCUCAGCCCGUCUUGUUGGACUCGGUGUCCAUCAGGCCCGACGUAGUCUUGCUCUUGGACACCUUCUUCCACGUCUUGAUCUUCCACGGUACGACGAUCAAGGAGUGGCGCAAUGCAGGUUACCAGGAUCAAGAAGGCUACGAGAACUUCAAGGAGUGUCUAGAGAAUCCAAAGGCCGACGCGGCCGAGCUGCUAGCGGACCGUUUCCCCAUUCCGCGAUACAUCGUCUGUGACCAGGGUGGGUCUCAGGCUCGCUUCCUGCUCAGCAAGCUCAACCCUUCGACUACGCACAUGAGUGGAGGAAUCUAUGGCAAUGGACAGGGAGCGGGAGGAGCGGCCAUCUUCACCGACGAUGUGUCGCUGCAGGUGUUCUUGGAGCACCUGAAGAGGCUGGCCGUGGGUGCUCAGACCAACUAAGGGUGCUGUGAGCGUAGCGAGUGCAAGGAAGCCAUGGGUGGGCUGCCCUUGGCGGAAGGGAACGCCCUGCGCCUGUUUGCAUCAAGACUUCGCUGCGCCGCCACGCCCUCGUUGGGUACUCUUGUCCCCGUCUUUGUCUCUCCACCAAUAUCAGACUGCUUUUCACUCUCGUCAACUCUGCCUUGUUUGCUGAAUAGCUUUGGAGUGGUUGAAUUUAAUUGUUUCGCGUGACCAG
This is a messenger RNA of Microstroma glucosiphilum, 2640 nucleotides long. Its product is annotated as putative SEC23. Gene Ontology annotation, biological process: intracellular protein transport; COPII-coated vesicle budding; endoplasmic reticulum to Golgi vesicle-mediated transport. The record is from RefSeq and is a predicted model, not a curated record. Gene Ontology annotation, molecular function: GTPase activator activity; zinc ion binding. Lineage: Eukaryota; Fungi; Basidiomycota; Exobasidiomycetes; Microstromatales; Microstromataceae. Bases 78 to 2405 code for a protein of 775 amino acids. Gene Ontology annotation, cellular component: COPII vesicle coat; endoplasmic reticulum exit site. The transcript has 4 exons.